This is a messenger RNA of Carlito syrichta (Philippine tarsier), 897 nucleotides long. RefSeq names its product WD repeat domain 18 (gene WDR18). Gene Ontology annotation, cellular component: nuclear pre-replicative complex. Gene Ontology annotation, biological process: rRNA processing; DNA-templated DNA replication. The record is from RefSeq and is a predicted model, not a curated record. Lineage: Eukaryota; Metazoa; Chordata; Mammalia; Primates; Tarsiidae. Gene Ontology annotation, molecular function: protein binding.
AUGGGCACCACUUACACUAAAAGGAUCUGGCUAAUUAAUACACAAGGGAAUACAGAGAUAGUACAACAAUCACUAGACAUCCUACAAUCGGUAGAAGAAUGUUCACAGCCUGACUGGGUCCAUGACCUGGUGCUGCUAAACAGCAAUACCUGCUGGUGGUACAGCUGGGCAAGACACUACAUCUGUACCUGAGAGCUGCAGCAGAAGGACCAUCUCCAGCAGAAGAUCAUGUGUCCCAGCCCAUCACCUGUCUGUGUCCCCCAAUGACCUCUACAUCCUGGUGGCAUAUGCCUGUGGGAGGUGUCCACCAGGAAACUUCUAGUCAUCUUGAGCCACCACUACCAGUACCUGUAGUGCCUGCAGUUCUCGGGAAACAGCAGCCACCUCUUCUGGGGCAAGGACUGUCUGGUGCGACUGAACCUCCACAGGGCACUGUAAACCAGCCACUCCCGGAUCCCAGCCCCCCUGCACAUCUGGCCUCAGCUCCCUGACCAGACAGUGAAGCUGUGGGAGGUUUCCACAGCGCUGCUAUUUUUUGUGCUCUUUGACAUGGGCAUCAUAGCUGUGACCAUGGACCUGGCCCAGUACCAUAUGUUCUGUGGCAGCAGUGACAGCUCCAUCAUCCAGAUACAAUUGUACUCUUGGCCCGGGCAGUGGGAGAGGAAUUUUCAGCCAGAGCAGGAUACCAGGAAGGUCUUCAAAGGGCACAGGAACCAGGUGACCUACCUGUCUGGGUCCACUGAUGGCAGCAUGCUACUCUUGGGCUCCAAUGAGACUGUACACCUGUGGGAUGUUCAGAGCAAGCAGUGUAUCCACACAGUGGCCAUCAAAGGUCCAGUGACCAAUGCAGCCAUCGUGGUGGCACCUGUGAACGUACAUCAUCACAUGGCCUGCUAA